This is a messenger RNA of Pseudovirgaria hyperparasitica, 1206 nucleotides long. RefSeq lists its product as uncharacterized. The transcript has a single exon. The record is from RefSeq and is a predicted model, not a curated record. NCBI's taxonomy places the organism in Eukaryota, Fungi, Ascomycota, Dothideomycetes, Acrospermales, Acrospermaceae. The coding region runs from base 215 to 823 and encodes 202 amino acids.
GUUAAUAUAUGAGGCUUUGUAUAGGCAACUGGCUUGCGACCUAGGUCACAUAUCUCCAGGUUGGCAGAUCACAUUGAUGAUAUUUUGGUACCGAGCACGUGGAAUGAUUUCAUAAGUCGAAGUAUCAUUCGUCACGGGAUUUAGCAAAGCACUAAUCUUUAGCAGCUACAUAUACGGUAUUCACAGCAGAGCGGCUCUAAAGGUGUCCAGAAGCAUGCUCACAAACGUUCUCUCGUAUCAUGAGGUCAUGCCAGCGUACUUGGACUUUAUUUUAGCAUUCGGGUUGAAGUACGAACCAGAUGAUCUCAAAUUCAGUGCCUUCAUGGAGCAGACUACUCUAUCAGCACCACGUGGACCUGUCACAACAGAGCUAGGCCGAAGCGGACGGCAGUUCCAGCUAUGUUACAAUCUACGGACCGCGACCAAGAAAUCUGAGGAGAACGGCUUGGGUAAUCAUCAGGAAUGGUCCAUCCAACCAGCUGCAAUCCACCAUCAGUUUGAUGUAAUCGAAGGCACUACCCUCUGGAUAGUCACAAAAGGGGGUCGCGAUUUAUACCACCGUUAUAAGGAUUUCACUGCAUCAAGCGUUCGGCCAAGUGGCUUGGCUUUCACAUCACCAGAAGAGUGCCUGCGAUCGAGCCUCUCAACACAUCUAAUGUUCUGUCGUUGGGCUACGGAGGGAUGGCGAUGGUUCUUGAAGUGGCUUGAAAUGACUGUUGAGGAAGAGGUAGGGCAAAGUACUCGCAGACAAAGCCGCAGGAAUCGUCAUUGCAUUGGAGACGAAUGUGGAUAUCUUGACCUUACUUCGCGAAUACUACUGUAAGCUGGUCAGCAGACAUGAUUAUCCAUCAGCCUUGAUUUCGUACUUUCAGGGUGACUAAUCAUACAAUCCUAAUCCAAGCCCACGAAUUGUAUCCGAUUGUAUAUGGAGAAGUUGCAGCCGCAGAUAUCUAUAUCAACCGGAGACAAGAGUGGUCAGAGUUGCAAUGCUGCAAUCCGAAUCCAUUCAAGCUCAAUCUGAGCUCAAAUUUUGAGCCUGUCGCAAGAUGCACGUCCAAAGAGAGAGCGAGGUUAAUGCUUGAAUGUACGGUUCCACGGCUGUUGAAGAGCAAUCGUCUCGCAAGUCGCUCGAGAAUGACUCCGGAAACGUUGGCAACUAAUUCACAGAAUACUGUUUGAACGAGGUCAUGAAUGGGGUCUACAUCU